Microstroma glucosiphilum is the source of this 4390-nucleotide messenger RNA. Its product is annotated as TPR-like protein. Lineage: Eukaryota; Fungi; Basidiomycota; Exobasidiomycetes; Microstromatales; Microstromataceae. The transcript is spliced from 4 exons. Bases 323 to 4096 code for a protein of 1257 amino acids. Gene Ontology annotation, molecular function: protein binding. The record is from RefSeq and is a predicted model, not a curated record.
CUGGCUACCCCGCACCACCGACUUCCCCACCUUCUACCCUUGCACUCUCCACUGUCUACAUACCCUCGCCCACCUUCUCUUUCCCACUCCCACUCCUUGCACGCAUCUCCUUGCCAUCACCACCAACCACGAUCUUUCCUCCAUCCCCCCCACACACCCUCCACUUGUCCAUCUGCCGCAUCUGGCCCUCUGUCCGUCAAUCAGUCCUUCGCGGCCGUCAUUCCAUCGACGAUCCUUCGCCUCAGAGCUCUCUCUCUAGCUUACAACUGGCGCUUACCUUACCUUCCAAGACGAGUGGUGUAGUAUCUCAGCGAAGCUCACCAUGACUUCAAAACCUGACAAGGCCGACCUCUAUGCCAAGGAAGUGGAUAGAGCUAGGCUCAGAGGUGACUGGACUGGAGACACAGUUGGGCAAGAGGCGAAAGGUAAAGGGGUAGGCUGGUCGGAACUGCUGAGGAAGUAUGGAAAGCAUAAUAAUACCAAGCAGGGAGCCCUCGCUAUCAUCACUACCGAGCAAAGCCUACGGAGCUCACUCGUCGCCUUUUACCGAGAGAAGGAAUACAGCGACAUUUCUCACGAAGCAGACGAUGCCUCGCCCAAGGAGGGCAAGACUCUCUUCCCGCCCAACGUACCAGCAGAUGGCACAGGCCAUGGCUGGUCCGGUUCAGACUAUGAAAAGACGGCCGCCCAGCUGGAGACCUACGCCUCGGACACACGUCAUGACGAUGGCAAGCAACAAGGUGUGGUGGCCAUGUAUGCCCACGCUCUCUUCACACUCGGCAGAGAUGAAGAAGCCGUGGGGCUUCUGCAUGACUCGCGCUUCUUAGAGACUGUCAAUACCGAUCAGGUCAGGCCUGAGGAGCAGAGUGAUGAGUAUCAGACAGCCCUGUUCAUGAUGGGCUUUGUCACCUACGGAAUGGCAAAUGAGCGUCUGCACACGCUGCGCCCAAAUGCUGGCUACCACCCAUUCGCUUUUGCUGGCUAUGCACGAGCCAUCGAGCUGCACGAAGAACUCCGUGGAGGCAGGAGAGCCAAAGCCUUGCCAGGUUUGCCAGAGGACGAAAUCGAACGGUGGGCUGAGACUGCCCUCUACCGUAAUGCCCUGUUCAGUGUCCGAGAGGGCGACGUAUCCCUCGGCCUCAAUGCUCUCAGAGCGUACCAAGCGCAUGUCACUCGCUGGCCAAAGGACUUCAGGCUACCUCAGCGCAAUGUCAUCAACCGAACCUACCUACGUGAGCUCAACACCGGUCUCGAGCUAGGCCACUAUGCGCCUCCUCCUGCUGCGCCAGGCAAGAGUCACGACGACUGGCGGAGUCAAGCAUAUCAGCGAGCUGUCGUGGCAGGUGUGGCGUCUCGUGUGUACAUUCGAGACUUUGUGUCUGAGCGAAGCUCCAAGUCAAACAUGGGCAAGCGACACGAAUCCUAUGGAUAUGGAACAAAGUCGUUGGCAUCUCGAACGGUCUCGAAGCGGAGACCUUUCCCCUUCAGGAACCUGGGCGCGCCUUCGGAUCUCUGGGCAAAUGAGAUGCAGACAGUGUCCAAGAUGGCCGCUGCCAAUGUUUUGCGCUCCUCUGACUUUCCCAGGGCUGGCAAAGUCAACUUGUCUGCGCUUCUGCUAGCCGAUGAGCUCUUCAAAGGAUGGCAGUUCAACGGAGAGCUAGGAGGAGUGCACGCUGAUGAUCUCGUAGAGAGCAUGUAUACCCUCAGCCGGCUCACUUUCCACUCUCAGCGCAUCAGCCGACACCUCUUCACUCUACUUACGGCCUCUCAAGCUUAUGCAGAAGCACGAUGCGCUCUAGAGCUUUACAUCUCCAUUGUAGACAAGGCUCGUGAGGGAGAUGCGGCGGGCUCGGCUGCUCUGGUUGAAGAGAAUGCCCUGCGGGAAAAGAAGCAAAAGGAGGAAGGCUACGAUCUAGACGAGGUCGUCAAGAAGGAGAAGGAAGAGGAGGACAAGGACCCAGAAGAGCAAGAGAAUGGUGACCAGAAGAAGAAGGAGCAUGGAGGUGGAGUGAGCGAGAAAGCAAAGAAGGCAGCGAGCCAAGUCUCGGUGGAUUCAGACAAUGACGCUACCUUCGUUGCUACGCUCCUCGCCGGAGCUCACGUCCUCGCCAAGUACCUCAAUGAUGCUACCGCCGCCGACUCGAUGGCAAAGAAGGCUUUGGCCAUCAUCACAAAGGAAGAGAAGAAGGAGAAGGAGAAGGAGAAGGGAAAGGAGGAGGAAGAGGAGGAGGAGAAGGAGCAGGCCACCCCGGACUUCAGCCCUGAACACGUAGCUCGCGCAUACAGGAUUGCGGGAGAGGCUCGAGCCAACUGGGGCCUCAAGACUGUUGCGCCCGAGAAGCUGGCCGCCAUUCAGGCCGAAGCUCUAACCUUGCUUGAAGAGUCCCUCCGUCUGGACGCGCAAUCAAGCGAAGGAUGGUUCGCCCUGGCCUAUCUGCAGGCGCAGAUGGGUGAGACCAAGGUAGCUAUUGGCUCGGUCAGAAAGGCAAUUGAGCUGGAGCCUGCAAAUGUCAAGAGCUGGCACUUGCUGGUCCUCCUCGUCUCUUCCACAAAGGACUUCAAGGCUGCUUUUGAACUUGCUGAGGUCGCCCUCGAUGAAGCGGAAGCCGACGAUGAGGCGGAUAGUGCUCAGCAAGUGAAUCAAGCUGCCACUAUGAAUGGCAAUGGUCACACCAACGGGGAAGUCUCACAGCCCUCGCGGACACAGCUAUUGAGCGUCGAUUUCCCUCCUACGACCUUGGAGCGAGCCGAGUCUACUCUCCAGCUCAUGAUGACGCAGAAUGCCCUCGAAGAGCUCAUCUCCGGGGCCGACGUGGCCAUUGCAUCUCAAAAGGAUCUCUUCCUCUUCUUCCACGAUCGAAUCGCCUUCCACCUCGAAGCGGGUGCGAGCAACCGUGGUGGAUUGCCAGCAGCAGCAGCAGCAGCAGCGCAGAAUGGGUCUGCUGCUGAAGCGUCACACGCGUAUGGUCUGUCGAGACUGCUGAGUCGUAGUGGUCAGGGAAAGAAGGGAGAUGCUGGUCAAUCUGGCCUGGGCCAGAGUGGGGCUGCCACCAACGGCACUAGUGGUAGCUUGCGUGGAAUGUCACGAAGCGGAUCACAGGCACAGCAAGGUGGUCCAGAGGGGGAAGGGGCGAUCCCUCUCGACGGUCCUACCGGCCCCAGCAUCAGCGCCGGCAACGGCAGCAGUAGUGCUGCCACUGUCUCGCCGCAGAACCCACUAGGCACCUCUGCCACCCCAGGCGAUGCCCGCAAGCUGUACCAGCUUCACCGCGAAACUUCUCUGCUGAGCGACCUCUGGCUCCUCUCCUCUGCCUCUUUCCGUCGAGUGGGUCAGCUGGCCCAAUCGCGCACUGCAAUUCAAGAGGCAGAACGUCUGGACGCCGGCCGGCCACACCUCUGGACUCAACUUGCUCUCCUGAGUGAAAAAGUCGGAGAGGUAGCCCUAGCGGUAGAGGCAUUACACAAGGCUCUGGCGUGUGAUAGAGACUAUGUACCGGCGAAUGUACACCUCGCUCGUCUCUUCCUCACGAGGGGGGAUGAAGUCCUUCCUGCUACAAGGCCCAAUACCUCUCUUCACCAAGGAACAGAAGAAUCCCCUUCCCACGCAAAAGACUCGACGCGUAGUAGAUGUAUCGCAGGCGAUCUUUCUGACCCCGAAGGGACUACCGGGAGUGCCGGAGCUGGGGCUGGAGCCAACCCGAAGUCCUCUUCGGUAGAUUCAGCCCGUACAGCCCUCGCGGCGGCCUCUGCCUCUGCUUCCGCUACCGCACCCGCAGACGCUUCGAGCGUAGGGGACGUCCUGGAUUCUGCUGGUGCAAAGAGUAUCGCCACACUCUGUCUUGCCGAAGGACUACUCUUGACCACCACUUCUACCCCUGCAGCGAGCGCAAGCGGAGCCAGCGGAGCGAGCGCAGCGAGCGCAAGCGGAGCAGGAAGUAGUGGAGUAGGAGGAGCACAAAGUCCUGAAGCUUGGUUAUUCUUGGGACAAGUCUAUGGACGUACAGGUAGGAGGGAGAGGGCUCGAGAAUGCCUCAGGUAUGCUUUGAGAUUGGAAGAGAGGAGAAUGGUUAGAGAUUUGAGCGUGCUGGGACUUUAGAGGAAGAGGAAGAGGAAGAGGGCAAGGGGAUUGAAGGAUGGAUGGAUGGAGGAGACGAGGGAUGGGGAGGGAGAGGGAGAGGGAAAGGGGUUGCGGCUAUGCUAUGCUUUUAUUUUGCUCCUGGUUCUGAUUCUGAUUCUGAUUCUGAUUUGGACGAGGCGAGGAAUUUCCUUCGAUACCAGCAGUACACUCGAGAAACUUGUCUUGUCUUGUAUCUUUUUCCAUCUCGAUUCUAUAUCUCUCUUCUAUUGAACAAAAAGGGGGGCGUUCUUUGAAAAAAGUCGUAUCAGUCGU